This is a messenger RNA of Aethina tumida (small hive beetle), 2706 nucleotides long. Its product is annotated as probable aconitate hydratase, mitochondrial. Gene Ontology annotation, molecular function: aconitate hydratase activity; 4 iron, 4 sulfur cluster binding. The transcript has 7 exons. Gene Ontology annotation, biological process: tricarboxylic acid cycle. Lineage: Eukaryota; Metazoa; Arthropoda; Insecta; Coleoptera; Nitidulidae. The record is from RefSeq and is a predicted model, not a curated record. Gene Ontology annotation, cellular component: cytosol; mitochondrion. The coding region runs from base 127 to 2496 and encodes 789 amino acids.
GUGCGCAUUCCAGAACAGCUCUCCGUCGAGAGACUCAACCUCAGUGCAAAUCUUGCGUGUUUGCAGCAGUAACAAACACAUACUGACCGUUCCACACCAAAACUUUACUCCGUCAAUUUGCUGACCAUGGCGUACUGUACGCGAGUUUUGCAUCGCCAGGGUAGCAAAGCCGGCAACUUGGCCCUGAGAGAAGUCCAACAGAGAUGCUUCCACGUGUCGCCCUUGGCUGCGGCCUCCUCGAAGGUGGCAAUGAGCAAUUUAGACCAGGAUCCAUUGCCCUACGAAAAGCUCGUCAAAAAUCUCGAGGUGGUCAAGAAACGGCUCAACAGACCGCUGACCCUUUCCGAAAAAGUGCUUUACUCGCAUAUUGAUCAACCUCAAACUCAAGAAAUCGAACGUGGAACUUCCUACUUGAGACUGCGUCCGGAUCGUGUGGCUAUGCAAGAUGCUACCGCUCAAAUGGCCAUGUUGCAAUUCAUCUCGUCCGGUUUGAAGAAAGUUGCAGUUCCUUCGACCAUCCACUGUGACCAUUUGAUCGAAGCCCAAAUUGGCGGAGAAAAGGAUCUUGCCCGUGCCAAAGACCUUAACAAAGAGGUGUACAAUUUCUUAGCUUCGGCUGGUAAUAAAUAUGGUGUCGGUUUCUGGAAACCGGGUUCUGGCAUCAUACAUCAGAUUAUUCUGGAAAACUACGCCUUCCCUGGUUUGCUGAUGAUCGGUACGGAUUCUCACACACCAAACGGCGGUGGAUUGGGUGGUCUUUGUAUCGGAGUGGGUGGUGCCGACGCCGUCGAUGUCAUGGCUAACAUCCCAUGGGAACUUAAGUGUCCGAAAGUUAUCGGCGUCAAACUGACUGGCAAAAUUUCCGGAUGGACCUCACCGAAAGACGUCAUCCUAAAAGUGGCUGAUAUCCUAACCGUUAAAGGUGGUACCGGAGCCAUUGUAGAAUAUUUCGGACCCGGUGUAGAUUCCAUCUCUUGCACCGGUAUGGCUACUAUUUGCAACAUGGGCGCCGAAAUCGGAGCCACCACCUCCGUUUUUCCGUUCAAUAAGCGCAUGGCCGAUUAUCUCGUGGCCACAAAGCGCGCUCCCAUCGCCCAAGAAGCCGAAAAAGUCAAAAAAGUUCUGCUGAAUCCUGACGAGGGUUGUAAGUACGACAAGGUCAUCGAAAUCAAUCUCGAUACCCUCGAACCACACGUGAACGGUCCAUUUACACCCGAUUUGGCAUCGCCUAUCAGCAAAUUGGGCGACAACGCGAAGAAAAACGGGUGGCCGGUCGACAUUAAAGUCGGUUUGAUUGGUUCUUGCACUAACAGUUCUUACGAAGACAUGGGCAGAUGCGCAAGUAUUGCCAAGGAAGCGAUGAAGCACGGACUCAAGUCUAAGAUUCCUUUCAACGUCACACCCGGAUCGGAACAGAUUCGUGCCACAAUCGAAAGAGAUGGCAUUUCGCAAACCCUCACCGAAUUCGGAGGGACCGUUUUGGCUAAUGCCUGCGGUCCUUGCAUCGGUCAAUGGGACAGAAGAGAUGUUAAAAAGGGAGAGAAAAAUACGAUAGUCACCUCGUACAAUCGUAACUUCACCGGACGUAAUGACGCCAAUCCAGCCACGCACGGUUUUGUAACUUCGCCCGAACUAGUGACCGCGCUCAGCAUCGCAGGACGUCUUGACUUUAACCCUAUUACCGACGAACUUACCGGUUCUGACGGUAAGAAAUUCAAACUGAGCUCUCCAUUCGGAGACGAAUUGCCUAACAAGGGUUUCGAUCCCGGUCUAGACACUUUCGUGCAGCCCGUGGCGGACGGCUCUAACGUCCAAGUUGACGUCGAUCCCAAGUCACAGCGUCUUCAGUUGUUGGAGCCGUUCGAUAAAUGGGAUGGCAAAGAUUUGGAAGACAUGACCAUUUUGAUUAAGGUCAAGGGUAAAUGUACGACCGACCACAUUUCCGCUGCCGGGCCAUGGCUUAAGUAUAGAGGUCACUUGGAUAACAUCUCUAACAACAUGUUUAUCACUGCUACGAACGCAGAGAAUGGAGAGUUGAACAAAAUCAAGAACCAAGUAACUGGCGAGUGGGGUGGAGUUCCAGAUGUCGCACGCGCCUACAAAGCCAAAGGCAUCAGAUGGGUAGCGAUCGGAGACGAGAAUUACGGUGAAGGCAGUUCUAGAGAACAUGCCGCUCUCGAACCUCGCCAUCUGGGAGGUAGAGCGAUCAUUGUCAAGUCCUUUGCCCGUAUUCACGAAACCAAUUUGAAAAAACAGGGAAUGCUACCUUUAACUUUCGCCAAUCCCGCAGAUUACGACAAGAUUCAGCCAAACGACAAGAUUAGUUUGAAGGGAUUGGCCAAUUUGGCACCUGGAAAACAAGUCGAAUGUCACAUCAAACAUGCCGAUGGAAAAGUCGAAAAGAUUAUGCUCAACCACACAAUGAACGACUUGCAGAUCAGUUGGUUCAAGGCCGGAAGUGCUUUAAACAGGAUGAAGGAACUGGCUGCGCAAUAAUUUAAUUUAUUGGAUGUAUUUAAUUAGUUAGAUUAUCUUGUACUUUUGUAUGUAUUUGGAAACUGGUUUUCAGAUACAAUAAUAUAAAUCAAUGUAGAUCAGUAACAUUCAAGUUAUUUUUGUAAGAUCAUUGCGAAUUUGUAAGUAUAUUUAAUAUCACUUGGAUGGAUUUGUCGCUAAACUAAGACAAUAAAUAUGGUUUUAUUUAUA